AUCGAUCCUGUGUGCGGCGGCCGGACACAUCGCGAAGCAACCAAGAAAAUCCCCACCCGUGUGACUUUCUCUUCCUCCACGCCUGGGCCUCAUCCUUCUCCCUCCCUGCCGCCUUGGAGCUCCGGCGCCCUGCACUCCGUCUUGCCGGCCGGCGGCGGCUCUGGCAAGCGGCGCAAAGCCACCAGAUUCAUGGCCAAGUCCGGUGCCCGUAAGGACGCCGCGCAAGUCCGGCCAUCGGCCACCUCGCCGCCGCUGCAGCACUCCCCCGGCGCCACAGCAAGCUCGUUCGCCAGCCGCUCUCCACAGCUUCUCUUCUACCCCGGCGCCCCGACAAGAUCCUCGGCCAGCCCCUCGACACCACCACACCUGUACCCGCCUCUCAUGGAAUCCUCCUCAGCCAACCCUACAUGGAGGCCGAUGUAUACCUCUGCACCUGAAGGCCUGCUAAGUUUUGGACAAUUACCGCCCAUGAAUCCUUACAAUUUUCAACCUCAGCCAAUGCACCAUCAUGAACAAGGAUACCAAAAUAUGGAGAAUUUGCACUUUGUUGGUGCUUCCCCACAUGAUCCCUUUUCAACACCACCGCCACCACCGCACUCUAAUGUUUCAUCUCAGUCUGCUCCCACCAAAGUUGAUUCAAAGAAAAAGAAAAGGAAGGUCAAGAGUGUAGAUGCCGACGAAUCGGGAGCAAGGACCGCAUAUCGUCUGCCCUAUACACCCGAGGAACAUGAGAGACUGGCAGGUGCUUGGCUGGAGUGUUCACUCAAUCCCAUUGAUGGGAACGGAAAGAAGUCUGAGCAGUUUUGGGAUGACAUUGCUGCUCUAUACAAUACUGCCACACCAAGUAACCGCAAAAGAGAUCGGAAUCAGCUCAAGACGGAAUGGCAAAGGACCAAGAAAAGGCUCGCCGCUUUCCACGGUGAGUGGAUUGCCGUUAUGGGAGUGUAUCAUAGUGGUCACAAUAGUCAUGACCUGCAAAAAAUGGCGUUGGAGAAGUAUGAACGGAACUAUCACCAGCCUUUCCAACAUUUAACUAUGUGGGAAAAAAUCAAGGAUGAUUCAAAAUGGCUAGCCUCUUAUAAAAACAUGAUGGCAAAAAAGGAAACAUGACAGAGACCGAUCUCCCAUCAAAUAUGAUCAACUUGGAGGCCGAAGAGCGCCCAAAAGCUGGUCGUGAUAAGGCUAAGGCUGAACGUGCUGGUAAAGGAAAGUCGGGAGGGAUCUCACAAGAGCUUGGAGAAAGGCUAGACAAGUUCAUCGAGGUUAACAAUCAAUCGAAGGAGGAGCGCCAAAAGGUGAUAGACAGCCAGGUUCUUUUAUCAAAUCAACAGCUUGAAACCGCAAAGAUCAACAGCAAGACAAAAAUGUUGGAUGUUUACUCCAAAAUGCUUUUAGCGGACACAUCUAAAAUGGAUGAUGCUGAAAAGGCUCGGCGUGCUAAGGCUUUGAGCAGAAUGGAGGCCAUAUUAUUUCCUGAAGAAGCUUCAGGUGAUUGAAGGGAAAAAGUGGUGCACUAUGAAGCAUAUUAGAAAUUGGCUCGGUCAGUUUGUUGUGUAAACCUGAUGGAUCGUUCAUCACUUUUGUUGUCCGGUCAGUUUAUUGUGUGCACCGAUCAGCUACUCUAAAAUUGAUGUGAACGUGAUGGUUUGCUGUUAGCUUUUGGACUGAUCAGCUACUACUAUUGUCAGUUACCUUUUAUGAAUCAUCGGUGAAGCUACUCUAAUUGAUGGACCGAUCAGCUACUACUAUGCCCGUUACCUUUUUUAAUCAUUGCUGAAGCUCAAUCGUUUGAGUUUUCAUUUACACAUGAAUCGUUUCACAACAGUGUGCUAUAUAUACAAGCGUAUGCCUUCUCUUUUCCUCACUCCUGCACACUGCACCACUUCUUUCCCUGUUCAAGAUGGCCAGUAGUGAACCAGACGAUGGUUCCGAUGGUGAAGCUGAAGCAAGUAUCACCAAUCCUUCCUCCCUCUACACACUAGAAGACUACCUUGUCCAGAUGGACAUGUUAGAUUCAUUAGGCAAGGGGAUCGCAGCAGAAGUGAAGGAAAGCCUCGAAGAUCAAGCAACAUCAAGAAGAAGUGGUCCGAGGACUUACGUGAACACGCCACGUGAAGCAGCCGCCGAGCAAUUGGUACGCGACUAUUUCUGUGAUAAUCCUAUCUACAAGAAAAAAGUAUUUCGUAGAAGAUUUCGGAUGAGAAGGCCUCUUUUCGAGCGUAUUGUGCAUGCACUAGGAGAGUGGUCUCCUGAGUUCACGCAAAGGAAAGAUGCUCUUGACCGCGAUGGACUCUCUCCGUUGCAGAAAUGCACAUCGGCUAUUCGCCAAUUGGCGUAUGGUACCCCGGCGGACGCUCUCGAUGAGUAUCUGAAGAUUGCCGAGGGCACUUCAGUUAAGUGCUUAAAACUGUUUGUUGAAGGCGUGAUUCAUAUAUUUGGUGAUGAGUAUAUGCGAAGACCCAAUGUCGACGAUGUGCAACGCUUACUUGAUAUUGGAGAGACACGUGGGUUUCCCGGUAUGUUAGGAAGCCUCGAUUGUAUGCAUUGGCAUUGGGAGAAAUGUCCAUUAGAGUGGAGGGGGCAAUUCACUAGCGGGUAUAAAGGAGCCCCUACUGUUAUUCUAGAGGCGGUUGCAUCUCAAGAUCUUUGGAUAUGGCAUGCCUUUUUUGGUGUUGCCGGAUCCAACAAUGACAUCAACGUGCUUAACCAAUCAACGCUGUUCAUUGAGCAACUGAAAGGGCAAGCUCCUCGAGUGAACUAUACUGUCAACGAGAAGGAAUAUCAACUUGGUUAUUACCUUGUAGAUGGAAUAUACCCCGAGUGGGCAGCAUUCAUGAAGUCAAUACCGAUGGCUUUAACAGAAAAGCACAAGUUGUUUGCGAAACAUCAAGAGGGAGCAAGAAAGGACGUGGAACGUGCAUUUGGUGUGUUGCAGGCGCGAUGGUCUAUUUUACGGCUUCCGGCACGUUUAUAUGAACGGGGUGAUCUCAAUAAUAUUAUGUUGGCAUGCAUCAUUCUACACAACAUGAUAGUCGAUGAUGAACAUGAAGAGGCGGGAAAUAUUCUUGAUUUGAAUUAUGAAGCAGGCUCGUCGAUUGCCCUUCCUUCAGUAUUUACUCAUGGUGACAUGCCAGAAUUUGCCGAGGUACUUGAAAGAGAUGCUAGAGUUCGUGAUCGUCCAACGCAUAAGGCUCUUAAAAAUGAUUUGAUUGAGCAUAUAUGGAGAAAGUUUGGGCGCGAAUAAAUUAUAUCCAAGUCUUGAUCGAUGUAUUGCUAAAUAUGUUCUAUAUAUUUCAAUAAUAUAAUAUUAUACUUUAUUAUUUGUUAUAA
This is a messenger RNA of Triticum aestivum (bread wheat), 3330 nucleotides long. RefSeq lists its product as uncharacterized. Bases 1901 to 3244 code for a protein of 447 amino acids. The transcript is spliced from 4 exons. Lineage: Eukaryota; Viridiplantae; Streptophyta; Magnoliopsida; Poales; Poaceae. The record is from RefSeq and is a predicted model, not a curated record.